This is a messenger RNA of Guillardia theta CCMP2712, 922 nucleotides long. RefSeq lists its product as hypothetical. The coding region runs from base 124 to 750 and encodes 208 amino acids. Lineage: Eukaryota; Cryptophyceae; Pyrenomonadales; Geminigeraceae. The record is from RefSeq and is a predicted model, not a curated record. The transcript has a single exon.
GCCAUGGCGACCGUAGUUUCAUCUCACAUUCAGUUGCCAAUGGCUGACAAGGCGCCACUCUCAACCCCCUCCUCCUCUCAUGCCAACUUACCGCUUGUAUCCUCUCCUGCUGCUACCUCAUCGAUGGUCUCAUCCUCUGUGCGCAGCACUGUAUCGUCACCCUUCACUAACGACCAGGCAACGACUCAAAUUCCUUCCUUCCCUUCAGCGCGCGAGCGACUUCGGGCCGGCCUUCUUCAGAGGAAGGCGAUGUCAGCGUCAGGUUCUCACAUGCAAGCUGGCAGCGAGAGCGCAAGGCUUGGAUCGGGAUCUUUGGUGGAGAAAAGGAAGAGCACCUACCAGGAGAUUAUUGCUCCCUCUGCUAAGAAGCCGCGUGGGCAUGAGAGUUGUAAGGAGGCGGAAACAUGCAGUCCGUUGCCACAAAAUACUUCAGGUCAUGUUGUCGGUGACAUGGAGAGCCCAUGCAGUGUCGCAGAUGCGGUGGGUUAUCAUGGUUUCACCGAGUACGAUCAGGUGAACGCGUCCUCGGAACACGGUGGGGUCGAUAGCGAGACGGACGGUCUUUCCCUCGCUGUCACGCCUGAGGCAGUCUACGACGUGUUGGAAUCAGGAGAAGAGGAUGGAGCUCCUUGGGAUUUCGAGAUCGGGACAGGAGACAUUCAAAACCUGGACGAUGGAAAUUGUGGGUUGCAGGAUUGUGGAGAGUGGGACAUGAACUUGUAUGAGAUGCUUGAUUCGAAUGCAGACUAGGCAACUUCACCCUCGAGCUACUGACGAAGAAGUGCUCCUCUUGCGGAAAGUGAGGCUGGAAAUUCCAGUCCGUCGCAUCGAGGCAUUUGCGAACUGGUUACUGUUGUGUUGUACGUGUGAAGCGGAUCUUUCUCUGUCGAAUUCAAGGUAUAAAUAAAAUUCAAAAAAGAUG